This is a messenger RNA of Haliotis rubra (blacklip abalone), 2000 nucleotides long. RefSeq lists its product as uncharacterized. The record is from RefSeq and is a predicted model, not a curated record. The coding region runs from base 132 to 890 and encodes 252 amino acids. The transcript has 4 exons. Lineage: Eukaryota; Metazoa; Mollusca; Gastropoda; Lepetellida; Haliotidae.
ACUAACAAAUAUGUUGUUCCUGGAGUUAAGACAACGCUCGGACAUGUUUGAGACGCCUGAAAACUUUGAGAAGCAAGAUAGAUUCUGGCAACCAGACUGUAUGGAAUAAUUUCAAAUGGAAUAAUUGCAAAAUGAGGCUUACGUUUCAUCUUUUGAUCAUCUUGAGUGUGGAUCUGCAUCACUUCCGGUUACAGCUGUCCGAGGCAAGUGUGCAGCAUCUCAAAUUCGCCCACCUUGGGGACUACAAGGACAAGAUCAGAACUAGCAGGAUCAUUAAGAAUGGGUCCACCAGAAGCAUGGUACAUUGUGCUCAGCUCUGUUCAGAGAUUGAAGCAUGCGUUUCUUUCUUCCACAACAAGAACACAAGACACUGUAGUCUCCAUGACGUCAUCUUUUUCAGCCCGGAUGACGGCACUGACAGUCCAGGAAUGAAGUAUUACGUUUACGAUGAAGGAGACUGCUCCUUCAGAGAGGGGUUUAUCUACAGCAGGAUCAGUAAAGCUUGCUUCAGCAUCAGGAGUAACGAUGGUUUGAAUAACUGGGCUUCAUCCAAAUCGUUUUGCAAGCUCAGGAACUUUCGACUCGCAACAGUAGAUAGCAAAGAGAAGUAUGACUACACAGUUGCGACGAUCAAACAGUCCUCUCGGUUCAAGGGAUAUGCCAACUACUACAUUGGACUCAAUGACCACGCAAAGGAAGGGAAGUUUGUAUGGGUUGACGGAACUCCUGCACAGUGGACCAAGUGGGAGAAAGGCAGGCCUUUGAAGGAUGUCAAGAGAAACUGCGUCAUCUUAGCAGGAAGCAGAACAUACAAUGGAGUGUUCUCGUUUGUGGAUAAAAGAGGUCUUGAUGCUGCCUUUCGUUGGAUAUGUGAAAAGGUUCUGCCAUGACUCAAGGAAGGCUCCAAAGAUGAUUCAUGAUGCGGACCGAUGGUAAAAUCCGUUUGAUGCAUGAAAAGGUUCUACCCUAAGACAGUAUGAGAUGCAUCAAAGCUUACAAUAGUAAUUUUCGGUGGAUCAAACAUUUCAGGCUAUGUGGGGGGUAUUGAGGAAUAAAACCAAUGUUGAUCCAACGUUAGGCUAACGUUUUUUGGCCGAAGACGUUGGGUCAAUGAUGUUAGCUAACGUUGGCUGGUUGAAUGGUUGGUUAAAUGGUUGGCAAACCUAAUUAGGAAAUCCCAGCAGCACCUUUGAAACACACCCAUUCCAGCUUUCGUAGUGUGGCAGAUAUAACUUUGUACAUAGGGAUUUUAUUAUUUUAAUGUUUUCUAUUCUGUAUAUAUAUAUUUAUCAGUAGGAUAGUUAAGAUAUAGGUCAUGUGUCCCUCAAGCCCUUAACAAACCCAAGCCAUGACAUGCUCAACUGACUGGCCAAGCUAACCCUCCAAGUUAAACCCUUUGUCUAAUAGCUUGCACUCAGUCUGCACAAAGUCACAGACAGGGACUGUUCACAUUAGGUCAGUUCAAUAUAUCUCUGUAUAUUUAUAUUAUUGCAUUCAUAUGUUGCAGUACAUUUAACUUGUUCUAUUAAAAGUCAACUAAGUGUUUGCUAUUAUCUAAAUCUCAUCCAUUAUCUAUUUACCUAAAUAUGCUAAACCAGGCUUAUUAAAUUGUAAAUACUAACAAACAGCUUUUCUAUAUCUUUACUCUUGUGUGCAUGAGAUAAGAGUUGGAAUGUGUUGCAGAACAUUCUUAUUUAAAUUCUGUUGUGGUUAGGUAUGUGUAUGCAAUAAACGGCAUAAACAUUUCAAGUAGUAUAUGAAGCGUAUAAGUGUGUUACUCUUAGUUAUGAGAGUAUAUAUAUAUUUUAUUCAGAUAUAUUCUGGAAAUAUUGCUGUGCUGGUCGGUCGACACCCCAGUCUAAUCCACAGGGUAGGCGCAUUGUUUGUAUUGCCCAUUUGAGAUUUGUAUGAUUAUGAGAUGUGUCAUACUGUUUUGUACAAUUAACUACAUGUAUAUCCAUUACUUAAGAAGUAGUAUAUACAAUGAUUGACCGCGAUCA